Messenger RNA from Prorocentrum cordatum, 1267 nucleotides. The record is from the annotation of a GenBank genome assembly. NCBI's taxonomy places the organism in Eukaryota, Dinophyceae, Prorocentrales, Prorocentraceae.
GAGUCUAUCGAGCAGGUGGUGGGGAUCGCACAGCAGUGGCGUAACGAGGGUGGGCAGUUCCAGAUCGCGGCGGAGCAGAUGCGCGCGUUCCCCGAGCAGGCCAAGAGUCUGAUGGUGGCAGCAGCGUCGAGUGCCGGUCAGGGUGAAAGCUCAAGGGCCAAGGCGGGCGCGAACAGCACCAAGGGCGGCCAUGGAGAGGAGUGGGGCGAGCAGUCGUGGACCUCGUCGACGUGGUGGAGCAAGGUAGGCAACGCAGCCGACGCCAGUCCAGCGCGCCAAGGAGAUCGAGAUCCAUGGCAGCAGGACGGACGAGACCCGUGGGACCAAUCGCGCAGAUCAGACGGCUGGAAGGACAAGUCCAGCGGCUGGAGGGACCAAUCCGACGGCUGGAAGGACAGGUCCGACGGCUGGAAGGACAGGUCCGACGGGUGGAAGUAUAGCAGCUGGGAGAGCCGGGACUGGAACGAAGGCAAGUGGGGCGAUCAGUCGAACACCGAGAAGUGGAAGAACGACGAGAAACCCCGCGGGAAGGACUUCGCCGAUCCUGAGGCGUGGCCCGGUAGGCCAGAGUUCAAGCUUUGGCGAAGAAAAGUGAUGCGCUGGAGGCAAACUACAGAUGUGGAGACGCACAAGCACGCGGGCCGCAUCAUGAAACUGUUGCUGAUCAACCUUCAGCGCAAGCUAGAGGACAUCACGGAUGAUGAUUUGAUUUCAGACAGCGGCGCCGACAAAGUCAUAGCUAGGCUGGAUUUGGCUUUCGACAAGGUCGGCACCCUCGGCCUUCCUCUACCCGAUGAUUGGACAGAAAUGUUUCUGGAAGAGGGGGUUGGCCUGGGCGAGCGCUGCACUCAGUUGAUGCAGAUCCAGAUGCGAACCGAGGACUCUUACCAGGGGGCGCUAGCGGCCAUCCGCGAGAUGGACGUGACCAGGCGCGAGCACUUGAGUUAUCAGGGGUCCAGAGCGUGCCAUGUUGAGCAGCCAGAGGUCGUCGAGCAAAGUUUCCCUGUACAUGUGCCCAACUCCGCGGACGACCAUGACGCGGGCUCGCUACUCGACCGGGGCGACGUACCCUCGCUUGACACGGAAGGCGAGGCAGAGAUAUGCGUGGCACUGGACAAGAUGGACCUCUACGACGACGAACUCAAGUACGUUUUCAAUUCGAUGCAAGAGGAAAGACGGACAACGUUGAAGCAGAAUCGUGAUUUGAAAAGGAAGCUCGAAAUAGAUCGUCAAUUCUUCGACCGCUCCAGGGAGAUCGAGAUCAAAG